GUGGGUCCCCUGUAGUGGAGCCCCGGGGGUCUGGUGGCAGGAUGGCCGAGGCUGGGGGACCGGAGUCCGCGGCGAGGAGUCUGGAAGAGUCGUCAGACAGCGACCCGGAGCAGGAGCACGGCUCCCCGCAGAAACUCAUCCGCAAAGUGUCGACGUCGGGUCAGAUCCGAAGCAAGACUAUCCUGAAGGAAGGGCAGCUCAUGAAACAGACCACCUCUUUCCAGCGCUGGAAGAGACGUUACUUUAAACUGCGAGGGAGGACGCUGUACUACGCUCAGACCGCCAAGUCUAUCAUCUUCGACGAGGUGGAUCUGACGGAUGCAAGCGUAGCUGAGUCCAGCACCAAGAACGUCAACAACAGCUUCACGGUGAUAACUCCUUGUAGGAGGGUGAUCCUGUGCGCUGACAACAGGAAGGAGAUGGAGGAGUGGAUGGCAGCCCUGCGCAGCGUCCAAAACCGAGAGCACAUGGAGUCUACCCAGUACAGCAUGGAUCAUUUCAGUGGGAUGCAUAACUGGUACGCGUGUUCCCAUGCCCGACCCACCUACUGCAACGUGUGCAGAGAAGCUCUGUCUGGGGUGACGUCCCACGGCCUGUCCUGUGAAGUGUGUAAGUUCAAGGUCCAUAAGCGCUGUGCUGUGCGCGCGACCAACAACUGUAAAUGGACCACGCUGGCCUCCGUAGGGACGGACAUCAUAGAGGACGAGGAAGGGGUGUCCAUGCCCCACCAGUGGCUGGAGGGGAACCUUCCGGUCAGCGCCAAAUGUUCCGUCUGCGAGAAGACCUGCGGCAGUGUGCUCAGACUGCACGACUGGAAGUGUCUCUGGUGCAAGGCCAUGGUUCACUCUAGCUGUAAGGAGCAGCUGUCCAUCAAGUGUCCGCUGGGUCAGUGUAAGGUGUCCGUAAUCCCCCCCACCGCCCUCAACUCCAUCGACUCUGAUGGGUUCUGGAAGGCGUCCUGCCCCCCCUCCUGCACCUCCCCCCUGCUGGUGUGCGUGAACUCUAAAAGCGGAGACAACCAGGGGGUCAAGUUCCUCCGGCGCUUCAAACAGCUGCUCAACCCGGCACAGGUGUUCGACCUGAUGAACGGAGGACCGCACCUAGGGCUGCGGUUGUUCCAGAGGUUCGAUACCUUCCGUAUCCUUGUGUGUGGGGGGGACGGCAGUGUAGGCUGGGUCCUCUCAGAGAUAGACACACUGUCUCUACACACACAGUGCCAGCUGGGGGUCCUGCCCCUGGGCACGGGGAACGACCUGGCCCGGGUGCUGGGCUGGGGGGCGGCCUGCGACGACGACGCUCAGCUGCCCCAGAUCCUGGAGAAACUGGAGAGGGCCAGCACCAAGAUGCUAGACAGAUGGAGUAUUAUGGUCUAUGAGACCAAGUUUCCACGGCAACACUCCUCCUCUACCAUCACUGACGACUACAGCGACACAGAGGUGCAGCAGAUCCUGACCUAUGAAGACUCGGUAGCGGCUCACCUGUCCAAGAUCCUCACAUCGGACCAGCACUCUGUCGUCAUCUCCUCCGCCAAGGUUCUGUGUGAGACGGUGAAGGACUUUGUGGCUCGUGUGGGGAAGGCCUACGAGAAGAACACAGAGAGAUCUGAAGAGUCCGAUGCCAUGGCCAAGAAGUGCGGGGUUCUGAAGGAGAAGCUGGACUCUCUCCUGAAGACGCUGAACGAAGAGUCCCAGGCCUCCAGUGUGGUCCCCGUCGCGCCCCCGCCUCCUUCCCCCCCCCCCACCAUCGCAGAGGAGCAGGAGGAGGAGGAGGAGGGGGUGCUCCACCCCCCCCGGCCCACCCCUCCUCCCCCUGCCUGCUCCCCUCGAUGUAGCUCCGCCCCCCCGGCAGCCAUCUUUAAACCCAGAGAGCAGCUGAUGCUCCGAGCCAACAGCCUGAAGAAAGCCAUCAGGCAGAUUAUAGAGCACACGGAGAGAGCGGUGGAUGAGCAGAACGCUCAGACCCAGAAGGUGUUUUCCCUGGGCGGAGCUCCGGAUGAGGAAGAGGAGGAGGAGGAGGUGGAGGAAGACAGAGUGUCUCUCCAGUCGCAUCACAACACUUCUGCUUACCCCCACGGUCGCACAGUCAGCAAAACCCCCUGUGAGAAGCUCAUAAUGAAGGGUGCGCUCUGUCUGGGCAGCUCUGCAUCCCUUCCUGCCCAGACAGUAAGCAGGGACCAUAUGCUUAACACAAAGAUCCUGUAUCCAAGUCUGAGAGCGGGCGUGUCUGGCUCCCUCUCCAGCAGCUCUGUCAUAAGUCGUCUGCUGGUAAACGCUGACCCAUUCAGCUGUCACCAUGACAACAUGGACUGCUAUACAGAGAAGUGCGUGAUGAACAACUACUUUGGCAUCGGCCUUGACGCUAAAAUCUCUCUGGACUUUAACAACAAGAGAGACGAGCACCCGGAGAAAUGCAGGAGUCGCACUAAGAACAUGAUGUGGUACGGAGUCUUGGGCACCAAGGAGCUCCUCCACCGAACCUACAAGAACCUGGAGCAGAGAGUACUUCUAGAGUGUGACAGCAGGCCCAUCCCUCUCCCCAGCCUGCAGGGCAUUGCGGUCCUCAACAUCCCAUCCUACGCUGGAGGGACCAACUUCUGGGGAGGAACCAAGGAGGACGACUCUCUACCUGUGUGUCUGUCUACCUGUCUGACCCUGCCCGUCUCUACCUGUCUGUCCACCUGUCUGUCUCCCCAGACGUUCUCCGCUCCGUCGUUUGAUGAUAAGAUCCUUGAGGUGGUGGCUGUGUUCGGGAGCAUGCAGAUGGCCGUGUCGCGGGUCAUCAACCUGCAGCAUCACCGCAUAGCUCAGUGUCGCCAGGUGAAGAUCACCAUCCUAGGAGAUGAGUGCGUACCUGUGCAGGUGGAUGGGGAGGCGUGGCUUCAGCCUCCGGGCUUCAUCAGGAUCGUCCACAAGAACCGCACCCAGACCCUCACCAGAGACAGGGCAUUUGAAAGUACUUUGAAGUCUUGGGAGGAUAAACAGCGGUGUGAGUUCAGAGCCCCUCCCCCCCUCUCCCCCCCACAACCCGUCACCCCUCCUCCCCCACUCUCCCCCCCCCACCCUGAGGUGCUCUCUGACGAGCAGCUCGCUCACAUCAGCCAGUUUGGACAGGCUGCCGGAGCGCUAAUCCACAGCAUCCGGGAGAUAGCCCAGUUCCACCACGUCAUGGAGCAGGAGCUCGCCCACGCGGUCAACGCAAGCGCUAAGACCAUGGACAUCGUCUAUGCCAACAAGAGUUCAUCGACGCUGAGCUGUGGAGCCGUCCUCCAGAUGGUCAGCAAUGUGAAGGCUCUGCACAGUGAGACAGAACUCCUGCUGUCUGGAAACAUGUCCAUGCAGUUGGAGCAGCAUCAGGCGGACCAGCUGAACGCUGCUCUGAGUUCUGUUGGGCUGCAGCUCCGCCGUCUGUCUGACAUCGCCUGGCUGGCCCCCCUCAUAGAACCUUCAGAACACGAGGAGGUUCUCGCUGGUUUCUCAGGCAGGAGGUCCUUGGGUUCUAAGUUUCGCCUCGUCCCAAAGUUCAAGAAGGAGAAGUACAACAAGAACCGAGAGGCCUGCACGUCUCUCUCUCUCUCAUUACCAGUGGAGCGGUGGGGAACACUGGAGGUGGGGGCGUGGCUGGAGAGGCUCUGCCUGCAGGAGUAUAAAGAGAUCUUCAUCAGACACGACGUCCAAGGAGCAGAACUCCUCCUGUUGGAGAGGAGAGACCUGAAGGAUCUGGGUGUGACCAAGGUGGGCCACAUGAAGCGGAUCCUGCAGGGCAUCAGAGAGUUGACCCGGAGCAGCACCGAUGUCUAGGACCCCCCCAGGUUCACCUCCCCCCUCUUCUGCUGCUGCCAGUGACCCCGCCCCUGACCUCCGACCUGUGAACCAGCGCCGCCCCACACCGGAACCCCGACGGGACCAAUCACAUGAUCCGCUAGUGCCUUCACCUCACACGUCCUGACCAACCAGCAUCCAGGGCCGGGACUGAGACGGGCCCACCAGGGGAGUCUUAUGGGACUAUUAUGGGAUGGACAGAGUAACCCUUUAAUGGCUGGAUAGGCAGGAAACAAGACCCCCGGGUUUUCUACCGAAUAUUUAUUUUCUAAAUGCUGAGCUUGUGAUGUGUUGUCAUGAAGACGGAGAUCGAGUUCUGCAACAGCAAUAACACCUCUCUCUCUCCCUCUACCUCUACCUCUCUCUCUCUCACUCACACCCAUUCUCACUCGCUCUCUCUUUCGAUCUCUUUCCCUCUCUGUCUCCCUCUCUACUUCUCUCUCAUUCUUUCAACCUCUCCCUUUCUACAUCCAUCUCAAGUCAGUCACCAGACCGUUUAGACUUCCAGAUCUCUCUUGAUUUGAGUUAGGAAAACUAGUUCUAAAACGACAGUCUCAAUAGGUUUUAGAACGAGUCUUCUGAUUGUUGAUCUCUCCUUUUUAUUGGUUACAUCCGCUCCAUGCUGUCUCUGUGCUGCUCUGUACAUGCGCCCCCUGGUGGAAUGUAAAUAUAACAACAUGCUGUAAUAAAGUUUAAUACCGUUAAUCUC
This is a messenger RNA of Gadus macrocephalus (Pacific cod), 4527 nucleotides long. RefSeq names its product diacylglycerol kinase delta-like. The coding region runs from base 42 to 3797 and encodes 1251 amino acids. Lineage: Eukaryota; Metazoa; Chordata; Actinopteri; Gadiformes; Gadidae. The transcript is spliced from 31 exons. Gene Ontology annotation, molecular function: ATP-dependent diacylglycerol kinase activity; protein binding. Gene Ontology annotation, biological process: intracellular signal transduction; lipid phosphorylation; diacylglycerol metabolic process. The record is from RefSeq and is a predicted model, not a curated record.